CUGGAAGGUCGACUGUCUGUUUCUCUCCACAGAUGCUGCCCGACCCUCCGAGUUCCUCCAGCAGCACGUUUUUGGCUCCAGAUUCCAGCAUCUGCAGUAUCUUGUGUAUCUCUUUUCAGGCUUGGUCUCUUUCAGUCGAGCCUCAGGCUUCAUUAGCAAUCAGACCUGUUGAAUGUCUUUCUGAUCCCUCCCUGAUGUGGAAAUGGCCGCGUUACCUUCUCUCUGGACACUUGCAGCAAAAUAACAUUGAUUCCCUGUGUGGUGUGUGCUGUGUGGUGGGCAAUCGCGGCACUGCAGAGAUUCAGCAGCUCCCCGAAAGUGAAAGGACUGUGAAUCAGGAAGUGCGGGGAGUUAACAUGGCUUCGAAAGGCCAGGUCGAGAGUUUAACCGAGGAGGUAAUUUGUCCCAUCUGCCUGGAUUUCUUCACCGAUCCGGUUAUACUGGAGUGUGGACACAACUUCUGCCGCUCCUGUAUCACACGGUGUUGGGAAAGGGAGGAGAGAAACUCCUGCCCGGAAUGUCGAGCGGAGUUUGUGGACCGCACCCUCAGGGUAAAUCGGGCCUUAGCAAGUCUGUCCGAGAAAGCUCGAAAAUUAAACUUGAAUCCGAUAAAGAAGGAAAGGAAACUUCACUGCGAGGAACAUCAGGAAGAACUGAAGCUGUUUUGUGAAACGGACAAGAAACUGAUCUGUGUGAUUUGCAGAGAUGCGCGGGAACACAGAGAGCACCGCUUCCUGCCGGUUAAAGAAGCUGUUGAAAUAUGCAAGGAUCAGAUUAAAUCUUCCUUAGAAUCUCUCACAAAAAUGAAAUCAGACUUCCAGGAAAUGGAGCGACAACAGAAAGAGAAGAUCUCCGGAGUUCGGGAACAGUCACACAGCCUUCAGUCCCACAUCACAUCCCAAUUUGCUGAACUGCACCAGAUUCUCACUGAGAAGGAGCAGCGCUUACUCAGAGAUCUCAGGGAAGAAGAGGAGAAGAUUCUAAAUCCAAUGGAGAAAAAACUUCAAGAGAUUCAAGAGAAUUUAAAUUCUAUUCAGGAGAAACUCUCAAAAUUACAGGAACGGAUGAAUGAAGAAGACAGCUUGAUAUUUCUCAAGGAGGAGGCUCGUCGGAAGAGGAGGAUUAAUGAUGAUGUGCAGACCUUGUCGGUGACUGAUGGUGCCCUACCAGUUGAAAAAUUCGAUCACCUCUUUUUGUUGAAGACAGCGUUAAGGGAAAUGUUUGAUACAAUUAAGCGAGUCUCCGUCACCCUGGAUGUGGGAACGGCGGGUCCGCGGCUCGAGGUGUCUGAGGAUCGGAAGAGUGUGAGACGGACCCGGACCUGGAGGAGUCUCCCCGACACCGGGAAGAGGUUCACAGUCGGGGCCCGUGUGCUGGGAUCGGAGGGAUUCACAUCGGGGGGACAUUACUGGGAGGUGGAGGUGGCGGGGAGUCGGGGCUGGGGUCUGGGAGUCGCCGCAAAGUCUGUGGAGAGGAAGCGACGGGUCGGACUGAUCCCGGAGAACGGAUUCUGGACCAUCGAGGGGGAUGGUGACGAGUUUUAUGUGAACACCUCCCCUCGAUCCCGUCUCCCUGCCGGUCCCAUCCCCGGGAGGGUGGGAGUUUAUCUCGGUUACGGGUCCGGGACAGUUUCAUUUUACAGCGCGGACACCAAGUCCCAUCUCCACACCUUCACUGGGAAUAAAUUCACGGAGAAACUUUAUCCUUUCUUCGGGACUUGGGAUGAAAACUGGCUGAGAAUCUGCUCCGGUUCCGCUCCGGGUCUGUAACCGGGUCGGGUCACGGGACCGGCGUCAGGAGGAAGUCAGUGUAAAUAUAAUUGUGGGGAGAGUGAAAUAAACACGAAUUGACAUUAGAACUGUCGACCCAUUAAUUUUAACGCGUUAACUGCAUCCGUCAGCGGAACAGAAAUACUUUUGUGAAAAUACAAAGAUUGAACCGCGGGCGGCGGCUCCCCCGGGUCCUAAAGUCCACAAAUCCACCCACUGUCCAUAAGGAGUUUGUACGUUCUCCCCGUGUCUGCGUGGGUUUCCUCCGGGUGCUCCGGUUUCCUCCCACAAUCCAAAGACGUACGGGUUAGGAGGUUAUGGGCAUGCUAUGUUGGCGCCGGAUGCAUGGCGACACUUGCGGGCUGCCCCCCCCCACCCAAAAUCACUGCACAAAAAAUGUAUUUCACUGUGUGUUUCGAUGUACAUGUGACUGAUAAAGAUCUUAUCUUAAAAUAAUGCCCUCUUGUUUUUAGCACACCCGACCUGGGAAAAAGGCUAUUUGUUUUUUCAACUUCCCAACUGCAAUACUCAAGUGCCCUGACUGAUGAAGACCAGCAUGUCAAACGCUUUCUCCACCAGCCUAUCUACUUGUGACGCCGCUUUCAGUGAGCUACGCACUUGCACUCCCAGUUCCCUCGUUCCAUAACACUCCUCAGGGUCCUGCCAUUCACUGUAUAAGUCCUGUACCGAUUGCCCCUCGCUCCUCGCUGCCAGUAUCCUCAAACCCCCGUCCAAUCACCUGUCCGCCAUCUCCCACAAUCACCUGGCCUCCGGCCAGAGACACUUGGUUGAUCUUCCAGACUCACCCGUCAUGUCGCUGGCAA
Pristis pectinata (smalltooth sawfish) is the source of this 2593-nucleotide messenger RNA. Its product is annotated as E3 ubiquitin-protein ligase TRIM39-like. Gene Ontology annotation, biological process: protein ubiquitination. The record is from RefSeq and is a predicted model, not a curated record. The transcript has 6 exons. Gene Ontology annotation, molecular function: protein binding; ubiquitin-protein transferase activity; zinc ion binding. Lineage: Eukaryota; Metazoa; Chordata; Chondrichthyes; Rhinopristiformes; Pristidae. Bases 33 to 1769 code for a protein of 578 amino acids.